AUGGCAGCGGUCGAUGUCUUACGGUACUGCGGAGAUCGUCCAGAGAACGAUUAUGGGUUGCAUACGACUCAGCCUUGGACGAUUGGGUGGGAUGAGGAGGACACGCGGAUAAGGCUGAAGUUCAUUGCAAGAGCAUGGAUGGCAGCGGGUACCUCAAAGGCACAGGAUGCAUAUCAAGCAAAACUGAAUAAACUUCCGAAUCUGGCACCUACGUGGCCCUGCAGAUUGGACGAAAAGCCUCUGAACAUUCCAACUCCAAAAUGCCUGCCUCGAAUAUCCCAACCAAGUGACGAAGUAGCCGACUUGCACGACUCCGAGGCACUUGCCAGAAGGCACACCCACACCCCCAACUCGAUCGAGACUUUUACCGCCGCCUCAGUAAAUAAGCAUUCCGACCCUUCAUUGUUUGGGAACCCCACUAUGGCUCCGCCUAUUGACUUUCAGUCGGGUGACGGAUUCAAGCAAGCAGCAGGCAAGAAGGCCAAGAAAGCUGCAAAGAGCGCUGCUAAAGCAAAGUGGGGUGGCGAUGAGGAUGAGGAUGGUAACAAGAAGGAGGAAGGAGAAGAAGGUGGUGGAGGUGACAAAGAUGGGGAUAUUGGUGCCGGUGGGGAUGGUGAUAAGAAGGAUGAGGGAAAUGGUGAUGGUGACGGGGCCGGUGAUGCUCCUCCUGCCGAUGACUGGGAUAGUUUUGCACCCGCAAAGUCUAAGAAGAAGGGGAAGAAGGGCAAAACGGAAGAUCCCCCGGCUGCACCAGCCACAGAAAAGUUUGACGCUUUUCACGAGAUUAAGUUGGACGAUACAGGCCCUAUGCUGGACCUAAGCUUUGAUACAGGGACGAAGGCUAGUGCGUCUGGAUUUGGUGCUUGGGGCAGUAGUUGGGAUACAGGGGCAAAGUCGAACACCUGGGAUUUUUCUGCAACAGAUGCACCCCCUGAUACAAAGACUAAAGAUAAGGAAGCCGACGGCAAUCCAUGGAGUCUCGAUCGUGGCAAGCCGAAGAAGAAGGGUACAGGGUUCUCUUUUGGGUCUCUUGACGAAGAGGAGACCAAAGCAGAAGAGGCUCCAGCAGAAAAGAAAGAGGACGAUACAUUUGACUUCGGUUUUACUUCUGUCUCGAAAAAUGACAAGAAGAAGAAGAAGAAGGGUGGCUUAGCAGAAAUCGAAGAGCCCAAAGAUGAGCCAAUUACAGUCGUCGAACCUGCUGCUGAAGAUGAUUGGGGAGGAGGUUGGGGAGCUCCCAAAACCAAGAAGAAAGGCAAGAAAGGUGAUCCAGAACCCCCAAAAGUCGAACCGAAAGUGGAAGAGCCAGAGGCACCCGCAGAUGACGGAUGGGGCUCUUUCAGUACCGGCAAGAAGGACAAGAAAAAGAAGGGAAAGGGGGUUGUAGAGGAAGCGCCUGUCAAGAUUGAGGAAGUGAUCGAACCGGAACCGGUUGUCGAGGCCGCAACUGACGAUACUGGAGGAUGGGGCUCCUUUGGAAACAGUAAGAAAGACAAGAAAAAGAAGGGAAAGGUGGAAGCUGAGGAACCAGCUAAGGUUGAGAAGGUUGAAGAAACACCUGUGGAGCCUGAUCCCCCAGCUGACGAUUUCGGUUGGACUCCCAUGGCUACAUCGAAAAAGGACAAGAAAAAAAAGGGGAAAGCCAUUGUGGAAGAGCCCGCCAAAGUUGAGGAAAUCCCCGCACCCGAACCGGAGCCAGCCCCAACUGAUGAUGGAUGGGGCUCAUUCUCAACAUCUAAGAAAGACAAGAAAAAGAAGGGCAAGGGAAAAGAGGAACCUGUUCCUGAGCCGGUCAAAGAGGAACCCCCUGCUCCCGAUCCCGAGCCUGAGCCCGAGCCUGAGCCUCAGCCUGAGCCAGCAGACGAUUUUGGAUGGAGCUCAUUCGGCACUUCAAAAAAGGACACGAAGAAAAAAGGAAAGGCUGGAAAAGAAGAUCCUCCCAAAGUCGAGGAGCCACCUCCAGAACCAGCUCCAGAACCGCCAGCCGACGACUUUGGAUUUAGCACAUUCGGUUCGAAGAAGGACAAGAAGAAAAAGGGUAAGGGUGCCGCGAAGGAGCCAGUCAAAGUGGAAGAACCACCGCCACCGCCACCGCCCGCCGAUCCUGAACCAGAUCCUCUCGAUGAUUUUGGAUGGGGUGUUUCGAGCAAGAAGGACAAGAAAGGGAAAAAGGGAAAGGAGGAAGAGCCAGCCAAGGUUGAGGAGGUCACUCCCGAGCCAGAAAAAGCAGCCGAAGACGACUGGGCAAACUGGGGCACAGCUGCAAAAAAGGACAAGAAGAAAGGUGGCAAAACCAAAGAGGCAACCCCUCCACCAGAUCCUGAACCAGCCCCCAUUGUCGAAGCUGUCGAAGAACCCGAGAACGACAGCUGGAUGGAUUGGGGUCAGAAGAAAGACAAGAAAAAGGGCAAAGGCUCAAAGGCCUUAGACGACGAACCUGAGCGACCUCCAACACCACCUCCUGCUGUUCCUGAAGUGGGAGAUGCUCCUGCCGAAGAUGAUUUCUUCGACUCCUGGGGGACAACGGCGAAGAAGGACAAGAAAAAGAAGGGCAAGGAUUCUACAUUAGCCUCGCCUGAAGCCUCAUUUCACAUCGACAACUCUAUACAGCCCGACGCUAUUGAGGAGCCAAAAACCAACGACAUUUGGGGUACUGCGCCGUCCAAGAAAGACAAGAAGAAGGGCAAAGGCAAAAAUGUCCCAAUUGAAGUCGUUGAGGAGCCACCUCCUCCCGAGCCAGAGGUAGUCGAAGAACCUAAAGCUGAAGAGAGCAGCUGGGGGACUUGGGGCACAGCAUCAAAAAAGGACAAGAAGGGCAAGAAGGAGAAACUCUCCGAUCCACCACCCCCCGCUCCAACUCCUCCAGCUAUGGACCUUACAGAACCCGAGGCAGACCCCUGGGGAGACCUUGGCGACAGUAUUAGCAAAACCAAGUCUAAGGAGGAACCCCCUAAAAAGCUCUCAAAAAAGGAGCAAAAAGAGGCCGACAAGCUGGCGAAGAAGAAAGCUGAACAAGAGGAGGCUGAAGCACAAGCCAAGGCGGAAGAAGAAGCUGCAGAGAACGCUCGAAUUGAGGAAGAAGAGGCUAAAGCCAAGGAAGAAGAGGCUAAAGCUCAAGAAGAGGCUGCAGCAAAGGCCAAAGAGGAAAAGAAGCCCAAAUUGAGCAAGAAAGAGCAGAAAAAAGCUGAUGAGGCUGCCGCCAAAAAGAAGAAGGCCGACGAGGCUGAAGCUGCUUCAAAAGCAGCCGAGGAGGAGGCUGCUCAAGCGCAGGCGGCCGAAGAACUAGCUGCCGCGGAACGGGAGGCCGAGGAACAAGCUGCCAAAGAAAAGGAGCAGCUUGCCGAUACUAAGAAAUCGAAGAAAGACAAAAAGGGGAAAAAGGGGUCCAAAGAAAAAGAACCUGAGCCCGAGCCAGAACCUGAGCCAGAGGCAGAACCAGAGGCACUUAUUGAUUUCAUCGACGUGCCUAAGGAAGAAAUUGUGGUGGAGGACAAGUCAGCCGUGUUUGGAUUCUGGGGAGCAACUAAAAAAUCGAGCAAGGGUACUGAGGCUGCCAAAAAGGAGGCGUUCUCGGCUACGGGAGGAGAUGAGAUUGCGGCUGACAAAUCAAAGCUUCCAGAAGCUACUAAAUCCAAGGACACGACAACCUCUCUGAAGUCGUCAGCAAUGAAGGCGUCUGCCUUGAGUAAGAAACCUGUCGGUGGAAAGAUCGCGGAUCGCUUGAAAGCUUUUGAGGCACAGAAAGAGGUAGAAGCACCUGCCCCGCCCCCUCCUCCUCCGCCGCCACCCUCGCCACCUCCACCACCUAAGGACGAUAAAAAGAAGUCCAAAUCUUCCUCCGCGGCAAAAGCCCAGGCCAAAAAAGACAAGGAGGCUGCCGAGGAGAAGAGCCCGUUGCAAAAGAAGUUGUCUAAAACCAAAGAAGUACCCGGUAGCUUUCCCACUGAUUUCGGUGAUGAGGACUUGCUGGACCUAGAUAUGCCUACUGAACCCAUACCAAGUAAGAAGAGCAAGUCAUCCAGUAGAGAAAAAGAGCCCAAGGAAAAGGCUCCUCCUGCUGGCCCUCCCACACCACCACCCGAGCCCAAGUCGUCGUCGUCGAAGAAGGAACGUCCUCGCGUUGUUCGCGAUGGCACUUCUUGGGGCGCAUGGGGUGCUGCCCCACGGAAAGACGAGAAAGAGAAGGACAAGAAGUCAUCCAAAGACCGGAAACCCGAUGAUCCUCCAAAGGACGAGAAGAAGUCCAAGGAUUCCGAUUUGAAGCGAUCAAAGUCAAGCAAAAAGUCCCAGAAAGAAGAGAAAUCGUCGUCUAAAGACUCGGCAUCAGACAAGGCUGAUCGACCACCGAAGUCACGAGGUAUCUCGAGCAUGUUCAGCAGUGCGCCUCCAUUGUCGAGGUCAAAGUCUACUUCGGAAAGACGAUCAAGCACAACUACUCGGACAAGUUCUCGUCGACAGUCCGUCGCGGAAGGAAACGGUAUUCUAUCACCACCUCCCGACGACAUGAAAAGUCCUCCCGAGAUGUCCGCAAAAGCUGCAAAGAUGCUUGGUCUAACACCCGGAAAGAUGGCGAGAAGCAAAUCCGAAAAACACAGCAAAUCACGUGGUCUCGAUGAUGACGACAUUGUCAUGGUUGGAGGUAAUGAGGAUAUCAUGGGCCCAGUGGAGACCAGCCGUGACCGGAAAAGAAAAUCAAAGGUAAUUGCAGAUCCAAUUUUCCGAGGCGCCCCGCCACCAGCAGUGCCAAUGCCACCAUCAUCUGGAGACAACGAUAUGCCAUUUCGACGAAUGUCAGCUGCUAAUGCCAGAAACUUUAAGCAGGCAAAACAACAGGACGAUGAUAUUGUGAUGGUCGAUGCGGGAGGCCCAUCUGAAAAUGUGCCAUCUUUGAAGAGAUCUGAUUCUAGCGCCAAGAAAGCAGGUGGUAUUGGUGGGAUGUUUGGUGGACUCCUAUCGAAAUCCCGUCCGGACAACAAGCGCCGUAGUACUGCUCUGACUGACGACGAAGGUGCCCGCGGCCUUCGACGGGAAGAGCGGAAGAUCAAACGACCAGCCAGGGACCGCUCACUUGGUAUCGAUGCCGAUAUGACAAUGACCGGUGGAGCUGCUGAAGAAGACCAAGAAGCAAGAAGGGCAGUUCGACGUGCAAAGCGAGCUGAGCGAGAAGCUGCCGAAGAUGCUCGAAAGGCAAAGGACGAGGAACGUCGUGAACGUCGUCGCAAGCAAGAUGAAGAACAAGAGGUUCGACGGCAAGAAGAAAAGGAUGCGAGACGCGCAGCUAGACGCGAGCAGAAAUUGCGAGAAGAAGCCGAUCGUGUUGCUGCCGAAGCAAAGGAAGCCGAACGUUCAGAACGACGCCGUGCCCGAAAAGCCGAAAGAGAGGCUACCCAUACGGACGGUGAGCCUCUCACCGAAGAUCCAGAGCGGAGGAAAAGAUCUCACCGACGGACGUCAACUAUGGAUGGUGCAGUCGAAGAUAAGGAGGAACGCCGCAGGAGACGAGAAGAGCGACAUGCCAUGCGAUCCUCGGAUGCUCCAAAGACUAGCCGUCGCAAAUCAGCACCCAUUGUGGACAGCUAUUUUGACCCUCGAAACGGAAGCAAAUCCCGCGGCACAGAACCCGAAUAUCUUCCUGUAGAUGGUCCCGUUUACAAGGAUGCGAAGCGUAAGAAGGAGAAGCCCGGAUGGCCCCAUUCUGGGACAGAUUCUUGGGUCAAGGACCACACAGAUGCGCCGCCACCACCCGAUGAUACUCCGGCAGAUGGGGCUGGUGUGGAUGACACUACUGCGGAUGAGAACGUAAGGCGAACCUUGAGGAAGUCGCGACGACACUCUAAGUACGACGAGGGGGCCGCUGAUGACCAGGAAGAGCGGAGACGGAGACGAGAGGACAGACGACGCGCGGGGACUGUGAAGAGCAGCGAAGGCAGUCAGGGUGAUGGGCGCAGGUCGAGCCGCCGAGAUUCUGGUUUCAUUGAAACUACGCCCAGAUCUAGGGGCCCCAGCGCUUCUGGGGGUAUUUUCAGUCGGUGGAAAAAGAUUGCUGGCGUCUAG
Lachnellula hyalina is the source of this 6054-nucleotide messenger RNA. RefSeq lists its product as uncharacterized. Bases 1 to 6054 code for a protein of 2017 amino acids. Lineage: Eukaryota; Fungi; Ascomycota; Leotiomycetes; Helotiales; Lachnaceae. The record is from RefSeq and is a predicted model, not a curated record. The transcript has 5 exons.